CCUGACUGACAAAACCCAACAGCCCGUUGUUGUCGGUUGCCACCACCACCAAACAACACCACACAGAUCAAACCUCACCACCACCACCACCGCCACGAGAGGAGAAGCAGUAGCCCAUAUCGUCCCGCCAAACGCAAACAAGACGGCAUGACGACGCGUGGGCCAUCGGCGAAGACGGUUCGCCAAGGCAGCGCCCGUCGCCGUGCACCACCACCACCACCACCACAGCCAACAACCAUCCCGUCGUCCUCGUUCUCAACAACGGCGCCAAGCGGGGUCAUCGGCCAAGCAAUGGACCCACUCAACUACAACCCGCUUGAGGACAAGUAUCUCUCUGGCUUCCUCAGCCGUCCACACAUGAUCAAGCACCUCCAAAAGGCCGGCCUCAUCACCAAAGAUGGCAUGGUGCGUACGGAGCGGGAGGUGAAGAACCUGUGGCUGCAGCGGGAGCGUAGCCGCGAUGGUGAUGACACAACACGGCCCCAUCACCGCAGCCACCGCCAUCCCCGCGGCCAUCGCCACGUCUCACACCGAUCAGCAUCGCUGGCCAGUCCGACGCGCGGCCGGCUCGACAGCGACAUCUCCACAGCAUCGAGCGCGUUUACGAGCCGCUCCCCGUCUCCGAGCAAUGCAAGCGCAAUGACAGAUGCGAGCGAGGCUGUACACCCGCGCAUCAUCAAGUCCUCCACGCUGCCCGUCGACAGCGAGGGCCAUUACCGUGGCUCGCGCGGCAGCCAGAGCGACACGCUGUCCUCUUCGUUCACCAAUGACGACGACGACGACGACCAUGUGGAUUACAAUGAUGAUGGUGAUGGCCACUACGACGGUCGUGAUGGUGCCAGCGAUUAUGAACACGGCACCAGCAGCCGCCACCACCUGUCCACCAGCGAUUCCCACCAUCACCACCAGCAGCAGCGGCAGCGGCAGCAGCGUGAUGACGGCAAGGUGUGUGCCAACAACACCAGCACGAGGUCGCUGCGUCGUGGCGGCGUGCGUCCGCUGUCUGACCGCCCGCGAAGCGCUGCAACGCGUGGAGCCGUCGCCACCACAACACGCGCCACCCGCCCAAAGUCAUACCACCACCACCAUCAGGAGCGUCAGCAGGAGCGUCGUCAUCUUCAGUUUCAGCGUGACCACCGCAUGCGUCCGCGUAUGGGCCAUGGCGUGGCGCAUCCAGCGCCGCCACCGCCACCAUCAACAGCUGCAUCGGCGCACCACCGCCUGCAUGAGUCACGUGGGCGCCGCCGCUUGCCGCCGAGUCCCUCCUCCCAUCGUCGCCGCCUGCCUGCAGGCAACGCCAUGUUCCGCAACACCACCAGCAGCGCCAGCAAUGGCGGCAGUGCUGUUGGGCGGUCGAGAGGGCGUGUUGUUAGCGCACGUGGAGGGGCUUCCUCAUCCAUUUCCGCGCCAACACCACGCCUCGCCGCCACACAGUCAUCCAUGUCCGUCGCACGACGCGAGCAAGUGCAGACGUCGGCUGUGCUGAGUAGCAGCCGCUCCCUGGCUGCCGGCCUGCGCACAACAGCCGGCGACCUCACUCGUCGAUACAAGCAGCAGCAGCCAGCCACCAUGACGUUCCAGUUUCUUGGCGCGCGCCAGCUGGGUCGCGAUAUGCUUGCAGGCAUGGCCACCGUGCAUGGCGUCAACGCCCAGGCGCCAGUGCAGCUGGUUGUCAAGCAGCAAGUGGCUGCGUCGUCCGUGGUGGUCCUGCGCCAGCACAUUUUGCCAAAUGAAACGUUUAGCAUUCAGUCGCGCCGCAAGCCAUCCCAGGGCCUGGGCCUGGUGUUCAUUGCCAACGGCGUCACGCUCGCACGCCUCUCCUGCUGCUGUGAAUACAAGCACGCGCCAGGCACGUAUGUGUGCCAGAAGUCGAGUGGGCUGCGGCUACUGCACGUGACAGGCGGCGGACCGUGCCUCCGGUGCCGCGUGGACGCGUUCAUUGCCAACGAGGACCACAAGUCCCACGUCAACAAGCAGAAGCAGGAGCGCAGCACGGUGUCGACUGUUGCUGCAGAGGCGGAGGACAUGGCAGCGCUGAUGGACGCAACGCCCCAGCCCACGGGCGCAACGGAUGAUGAGGAUGAUCACCAUGGUCGUGAUGGUGAUGGUGAUGGUGAUGGAAAGGAGGGAGAGGCAGACGGUGAAGAGGACAAGCAGCAACAGGCGGGUGCUGCUGGCGAUGGUGAGCAUGGCGAUGACUACGAUAGUAGCAGCUGGGACAGUGCAAGCGACGCAGACGAUGAUGAAGCCGACCGGGAUGACGGUGAUGAUGCGGCCGCUCGAGCUGACAACACAACGCCAACGCCAGCCUCUGAGCUGCUGCAGGACGUGUGGGUGAGCGGUGGCCGCGUGCACUCUGCCCCGUCCAAGGACGUGCAAGCAGCUGUUGCCACCACAAAGCCCGAUGCUGCUGAUGCUGCUGAUGAUGGUGGUGGUGAUGGGUAUGGGAGCGAUGAAUUUGAGGAUGAUGAUGAUGACAAUGAUGACAAUGCGGGUGACAGCGAUGAUGAUGGUGAUGAUGGUAAUGACAGGGAAGAGGAAAGGGAGGAUGAGGAGGAAGCAAGUGCAGAUGCAAGCGAGGAGAAGACGGAAAAAGAAGACACCACCUCACCGGAUGAUGCCCACAGCGCAGAAGCGCAGGAAGAAGCCGCCACCACCACCACCACUGCUGACGACGAUGAUGGUGAGGAAAGCGCAUCAGCCAAGCAGCAGGACGGAGAAGAAGCGGAACAAGAAGAGGAAGGGGAAGAACAGAACAAAGAGGCAGAACAGAACAAAGAGGAAGAAGAGGCAGAACAGAAAGAAGGGGAAGAGAAAGAAGAGAAGGAGCAGGGAGACAACGGUGGCAGCACGAGCAAUGGCAGCGAGGAUGCAUUGUUGCCGUCGCCUCCUCCCGUUGCUGCUGCAGUGGAUGCAGCUGUUGCUGAGCGUACGCUGGGCGUUGUGGACCGUGACACGCUGCUGUCACAGGCGCAGGCGGAACAAAAUGCCAGCUUGCUCAGUCAAGCAACGGUCCUGCGCAGCGUGGAGGAGCAGCACGCCCAGGCACCGCCCCCAAAUGACACGCACAUCACCAAGGAGGACUCACAGCAGGCGUUGAAGCAGCUGCCGGCAGCCAUGAAGCCCAAGCCAAGCCCACUCAAGGUGUUGCCUGCAGGCAGCAAGCGUGCGCUGCCACGCCCACCUGACAACCCACGGUUGGGUGCGCGCGGAGGGCAGGACACGCGCGCGGCUGUCAUGCGUUCCCGCUUCCUCAGGAAGGCGAACCACGUCACCGACGACGACGGUGCUGACGCUGCUAACGCUGCUGAUGAUGGUGACGGUGCUGAUGAUGGUGACACUGGUGAUGCUGCAGUCGAAGCCAGCAAGCAGGAUGUGGUGACGAAGGAGAACCAAGAGGAGAAGCAAGCAGCCCAAGAAUCCACUGAGGAGGAGGAAGAGCAGAAGCAGGAGGAGGACAGCGCCCCAGCACCCGUUCGCUUGACAUACGCUCAGGUGGCGAAGAAGCCAGCGACAACACCAGCACCAACACCAACACCAACAACGGCUGAUGACGACAACACGGCUGAAGACGAGGCACAGACGACAGCGAAGGAAGUGAAGGGUGACGAGCAAAUGGAGAAAGAAGAGAACAAGGAGGAGACGGCCCCAGCCGAUGAGUCGAUGGCUGCUACUGAAGCGACUGCAGAGCAGAGUGAACAGACCGAGACGGACAAGAGCGCAGAUGAACAGCAGGCGGGGAGUGCGGAACACAGCGAGGCUGCGAACGCGCCCUCUGCGACACCCAGCGAAGACAACAGCUUGCCGGACGACGCAGCAGCAAAGGAGACUGAUGCUGAUGAUGGCGCUGGUGAUGCAGUUGCUGCCGCCGAUGGUGAUGGUGUGAAGCGUGAUGACGACUUGUCCAACGUGAAAACGGAGGCAGAGCAAGGCGAAGAAGUGGCGAAGAAAGAGGAGGAAGAGGAGGAAGAGGAAAAGACAGAAGCUGCUGCCGACAGUGGUGCUGGUGAUGGCGACAAGGAUGCGCAAGACGAGGAAGAAGGUAGCCACGACGCUGCCGCCGAAAGCGAAGGCAAGCAAGAUGCAGACGAGGAAGCACAUGCCACUACUGGUGCAGUCGGUGAUGCUGCUGAAGAAGAAGAAGAGGAUGAUGAUGAUGACGAGCCUGUGUCUGAGCCGCCAUCACCACCUCCCACGACGAGUGCGGUUGCCAGCGGUGGUGGUGGUGACCUGGAGCUGAACGUGUCCACAGUGUCAUGGCAGGAAGACGGCGAGGCGUCAGAGGCGUUUGACGCACCGCCACCGCCACCGCCACAGUCCCAGCCAGGCGACGAGGGCACGACAACACCAGCAGCGACCGGCAAAGACAGUGAUGGCGAUGACGACGGCGAUGAUGAGCUGUUGGCUGAUUCGAUGGGCGACGUGAGCGUCAUGUCGAUCGAUCCGCUCUCUGAAGAGUUCUCUGUUGCGCUCAGCGAAGACGAAGAAGACCAGGAUGAAGGCAAGGAGGAUAAAGACAAGGAAGCACAAGCAGAGGAAGAGGAGGAAGAGAAGGAGAAAGCAGAGGAAGAGCAAGCAGAGGCAGAGGAGAAGGAAAGGCAAGCAGAGGAGCAAGAGGAUCAGGAAGAAGCUGAUACUGAUGCGUCUCCUUCCUCUGCACGUCAUGACGGCGCAGCGGACGGCAGCACAGCUGACGAGGCAACAGCAGAGCCAGAGCAGAAGGCGGAAGCGUCCGCAAGCGCUGCACACACGGCAGAGACAAAGGCGGACAAUGAAGAGGAAGAAGAAGAAGAGGAGGAAGAAGGAGCAGCACCAAGUGGUGUCGAUGCCAAGGCAGAGGCUGCUUCCGCCCACGAUGAUGAUGAAGAGCCAGAAGGAGAAGAGGUGGAGGAGGGCACUGAACAACCACCAGCCACUGAAGCCGGGAAGGAUGCGCCUGUGGCGCAGCCGCAAGACGAGCAAGCGGAGAAAUCCCAGCAGGAGGAGAAGGAGGAUGAGGCUGUGGCGUCACCGGCACCAAAGCCCAUGCGACCAGCACCGCCGCCGCCGCCAACCACCGCCGCCGAGGAGAAGGAGGACGAGGAAGAGGAAGCAGAGAAGGAGGGAGAGGACAAGGAACAAGAGAAGGAACAAGAGAAGGAGGAAGGCGAAGAAGAAGAAGCAGAGGAAAAGGAGGAAGAGGAGAAGGAAGAGGACAAGAAGAGUCACGGUGAGCCUGAAACCCCUGUCGUAGAUGUGUUUGCCGACGAUGAGGAACCACAGCCCGAGACGGUGAAGACCAGUGAGGAGGAGGAAGAAGGCAAAGAGGAUGAAGAAGAGGAAGAUCAAGGGGAGAAGGAGGGCAAUAAGAAGAAGGAGGGAGAGACGAACAAGAGCACGGAGCCGAGGGCAGGCGACGACAGUGACAAUGACGACGUGGACGAUGCAGAUGCCGCGCCAGAUGGGUACGAGAGCGACGUGUCUGUUGCGGAGGUGCUGAAGAAGGUUGAGGACUCCACAGCAUCGCUUGGGGAGCACGUCAAGGCCGAUGAGGAGGCGGAAGCAGAGGCAAAGAACGAGGAGAAGGAAGGCGAAGUUGUGGCGGGGAGCGAAGAGGAAGAGGAGACGGCAGCAACGGAAGAAAAGGAGGAGAAGCACGGUGGUGCGGAAGGCGACAAGGCAAGCGAGGGCAAGGAGACGGACGACGACGAUUGGAGCGAUGAUGAGGAUUCAGAAGCGGCACAGACCAAGGCAGACGCAGCAGAACAAGAGAAGCAACAGGAAGAGGAGAAGGAAGAGGAGAAGGAACAAGUUGUCAGUAAUGAUGACGGUGCUGAUAGUGGUGCUGGUGCUGCGACGGCUGACGAAGACAAGGAGGAAGAAGAAGGGGAGGGAAGCAGUGAAGCCACAGCAGCCCGUGCGAAAUCUGAUGCAGAGGCACUGAGCCAAGCCAAGGCCGGUGAAGAUGGCAGUGAUGAGCAGCCUGCGGCGGCCGUGUCCUCAUUGAAGAACAGCACGACAGCUGGCAUCACCUCACCCCCACAGCGGCCCAAGCGCCGUGUUGUGAAGCUGCCGCCUGCCCGUGCACUCACAGAGACCGGCGAUGUCAGGUCGUCGCUGAAAGGCAGCCGUCCCGCCGAGAAGAAACCGCGCACACGCGUUGGAUUCCAGACAACCGUGAGCGUGCGCCGUUACACGCCCAUGGAAGGCGAACACGACGGGGCCAUGCUGCAUCCGAACCUGGAUCGGCUUGACGAUGACGACGACGAUGAUGACGAUGAGAGCGACACGGACAGCGAGGACGACAGCAAGACGAGGAGCAGCGGCAGUGGCAGUGGCAGCGGUCCAAUCCACACCAGGGCUGCCGGCGGGCGGGCGCGUGGCCCGAAGGCAGCCCCUGCGCCCUCGCCGCUUCGCCCCGACAAGUUCAACCUGGCGCUGUUUGACUCUGCCCUCGACGGCUUUGACAAGGCCAUGGCGGAGAUGGAGGGCAACGAAAGCAGCAGCAAAGACAAGAGCAGCAUCAGCAGCAAAGCGGCCACGAGUACCGGCAGCGGCAAGGGCGAUGGCGAGGCAAAGGACAACAAGGCCACUAGUGCCAAUACGGGCAGCGCGAGCACGGCAGCGGGCCGUCAUCGGCGGCGCCUGACACCCCGCAACAGCAUUGGGGAGGAGGAUGAUGACCUGCUCUCUGCCGCCCGCAAGCGCUCUUCGCUCACAUCAUCAUCGACAACAGCAGCGUCGACAACAGCAGCAUCUGCGUCAUCUUCGUCAAGCGGCGGAAGAAGGACGUCGUCGUCGCUGUCAAGCCUUGCCGAUCUGCCAUCGCUCAAGUGAUGAUAUGAUGAUGACAAUGGUGACUGUGUGUGAUUGUCAUUGCACCCGGUGUGGCGUGAGAUGGCAUUUGCGACAGUGUGUUAUUUUGUGAUGUGCUUACUUACCGCCCUUUUCUAAUGACAUGACAUCAGGGUGUUGUUUGUGUUCAGUGAUGGCUUUGGUUCAGAUACAUCUAGAUGCGGGCUUGCUCUGUGUGUGUGUGUGUGCUUUUUGCUCGUUAUUUACGUCAUCGCAUGUGCUUGAUUGACCCUCUCCCUUGUGUGUGCACACGUGUACAUAUGCUUCCACACAAGGAGAUGGGUUGUGCUGUGCGUUCAGUGUGUUUUGAUGAAGGGCGCGUGCAUUCAAACUGUUCAUUGGGCAACACAAUAAUGCGGCAUGCCAUGUAUUUGCGAGUCAAAAGCAAGGGUGGUGUUGUCAGGACAGUUGCGAGGACGAGAUGCCGAAAAGGAAUGAAACAGAAGCAAGG
Molecule: messenger RNA, 7285 nt
Organism: Salpingoeca rosetta
Lineage: Eukaryota; Choanoflagellata; Craspedida; Salpingoecidae
Exons: 12
Coding region: 148-6816 (2222 amino acids)
Source: RefSeq, a predicted model, not a curated record